Molecule: messenger RNA, 1191 nt
Organism: Eptesicus fuscus (big brown bat)
Lineage: Eukaryota; Metazoa; Chordata; Mammalia; Chiroptera; Vespertilionidae
Gene: PROKR2
Product: prokineticin receptor 2
Exons: 2
Coding region: 37-1191 (384 amino acids)
Biological process (GO): neuropeptide signaling pathway
Cellular component (GO): membrane
Molecular function (GO): neuropeptide Y receptor activity
Source: RefSeq, a predicted model, not a curated record
AGACCUCCACCCACCACUCCACCUGCAAACUUCAACAUGGCCACCCAGAAUGUAAACAUUAGUUUUGCACCCAACUUCAAUCUAUUCCAAGACCAUGUCUCCUCCCGUCCCUUCAAUUUCACUUAUGAUGAUUAUGACCUCCCUCUGGAUGAGGAUGAGGACAUGACCAAGACUCGGACCUUCUUCGCAGCCAAGAUAGUCAUCGGUAUAGCACUGGCUGGCAUCAUGUUGGUUUGCGGCAUUGGCAACUUUGUCUUCAUUGCUGCUCUCGCCCGCUAUAAGAAGCUACGGAACCUCACCAAUCUGCUCAUUGCUAACCUGGCCGUCUCUGACUUCCUAGUGGCCAUAGUCUGUUGCCCCUUCGAGAUGGACUACUAUGUGGUGCGGCAGCUCUCCUGGGAGCAUGGCCAUGUGCUCUGUGCCUCUGUCAACUACCUGCGUACAGUAUCGCUCUACGUCUCCACGAAUGCUCUGCUGGCCAUCGCUAUUGACAGAUAUCUCGCUAUCGUUCACCCCUUGAAACCACGGAUGGAUUAUCAAACGGCCUCCUUCCUCAUCGCUUUGGUCUGGAUGGUGUCCAUUCUCAUCGCCAUCCCAUCUGCCUACUUUGCAACAGAAACGGUCCUCUUUAUCGUCAAAAACCAGAAAAAGAUCUUCUGCGGCCAGAUCUGGCCGGUGGACCAGCAGUUCUACUACAAGUCCUACUUCCUCUUCAUCUUCGGCGUCGAGUUUGUGUGCCCCGUGGUCACCAUGACCCUGUGCUACGCCAGGAUCUCGCAGGAACUCUGGUUCAAGGCGGUCCCUGGUUUCCAGACGGAGCAGAUCCGGAAGCGGCUGCGCUGUCGCCGGAAGACGGUCCUGGUGCUCGUGUGUAUCCUCACCGCCUACGUGCUGUGCUGGGCGCCCUUCUACGGCCUCACCAUCGUGCGUGACUUUUUCCCCGCCGUGUUUAUUAAGGAGAAGCACUACCUCACGGCCUUCUACAUCGUGGAGUGCAUCGCCAUGAGCAACAGCAUCAUCAACACCGUGUGCUUCGUGACGGUCAAGAACAACACCAUGAAGUACUUCAAGAGGAUGAUGUGGCUCCAGUGGCGCCCCUCCCACCACGGAAGCAAGUCCAGCACAGAACUCGACCUCAAAACCAGCGUCGUGCCGGCCACGGAGGAGGUGGACUGUAUCAGGCUGAAGUGA